Phaethon lepturus (White-tailed tropicbird) is the source of this 427-nucleotide messenger RNA. Its product is annotated as lipoma HMGIC fusion partner-like 3 protein. NCBI's taxonomy places the organism in Eukaryota, Metazoa, Chordata, Aves, Phaethontiformes, Phaethontidae. The transcript has 2 exons. The annotation marks the transcript as partial. Gene Ontology annotation, cellular component: plasma membrane. The record is from RefSeq and is a predicted model, not a curated record. Gene Ontology annotation, biological process: sensory perception of sound.
GAGAUGUGCCAUGAGUACCCAACGGCUCUGUCCCCUGCUACGCAUGUACCGCCUCCCUGUCACAGACCCAAAAUUCAGUUCCGGUUGGAUGGGACCUCUGGAGACCGCCUGGUCCAUCACCCCACUCACAGCAAGGGCCACCCUGCAUGGGGUUUCCCAGGGAAAGCCAUUCUCAAAAGCAGCCUGCAAGCUGCCUGUCUCGUCCUGGGUUGUAUGAUUUUUCCUGAUGGCUGGGAUUCAGAUGAGGUAAAACGGAUGUGUGGUGAAAAGACAGACAAGUACACGCUGGGGGCUUGUUCAGUCCGCUGGGCAUAUAUCCUGGCAAUUAUUGGAAUCUUGGAUGCCCUGAUCCUCUCAUUUCUGGCAUUUGUGCUUGGCAACAGACAAGACAGCUUGCUAGCAGAGGAGCUCAAGUUGGAAAACAAAG